UUGAAGGGAAUCAUAUUCAAAAGAGCUAAUGACAGAAUAUGUAAGAGAAAUAGAUAGAAAGAGAGAGAAUAAUUUGUGAUUGUGGGUUGUGGAGGGGAUUUCAAGAGGAAAGAUCUAAAGAGGGACAUUUAGUCCCUACAUAUGUUUUUGUUUUGUUGCUGAUGUUGUUGUUGCUUCUUAGACAACCACAAGAAAAUUUUCUCAGCAAAGUUUUGACCUUUGCAAAUUGGAAUAUCCAAGAAUCAUUUUUUCAUAACAGGUUUGAUUCAAUGGAUGAACGCGUUAUUCCUUCGAAUCCGUUGUUGACAACCCCAUCUGAUUAUCUCAUGGAUUUGGAUUACAUGGAUGGACUCUUUUUAGAGGGAUGUUGGUUGGAGACUACUGAUGGUAAUGAAUUCUUGCAACAUAGUCCAACCAUCUUCAACACGCCAUUUGACUCUUCUUUUAUGUGGCCUACAACUAUAGAUGCCAGCAAUGUAGAAUUUAAUGGAAUCUCAUCAAAGGAUGCCCAACAAGAAAAGCAAAGGCCAUCUUUAACUGAGAAUUUGUCGACAAACCAUUGCCAAGAACUAAAUUAUGCUAAAGUUCAGUCUUUUGGUGAGAAUAUGAACAAUGCCAUGUGCACUUCAGGUCUAUCUGAAAACCAUUUUGUUGAAGCUCCUGAGUUGAACAAAAGGUGGUGGAUUGGACCCAAAGCUUCAUCGUCUGUAAUGGAUCGAUUGUUUUGGGCACUCGGGUACAUAAGAGAUUGCUCGAGGGACAAGGAUAUCCUUCUUCAACUAUGGGUACCAGUAAACAGGGAUGGCAGGCGUGUGCUCAGCACAACUGAUCAACCUUUCUUACUAGACCUCAAUUGCCCUCAGCUUGCUAACUACCGUGAAGUCUCUGUAAACUAUCAAUUUCCUGCAAAUGAAGAUUCCAAGGAGAUUGUUGGAUUGCCAGGACGAGUGUUUGCAGAUAAAGUUCCUGAGUGGACGCCGGAUGUUAGAUUCUUCCGAAGUGAAGAAUAUCCGCGUGUUGAACAUGCACAGCAGUAUGAUGUACGUGGCACUCUUGCUGUUCCCGUAUUUGAACAAGGCAGUCGUAACUGCUUGGGUGUUAUUGAAGUUGUCAUGACCACACAGAAGAUCAAGUAUCGCUCAGACCUUGAAAGUAUGUGCAAAGCUCUUGAGGCUGUCGAGCUCUCGACUUCUGAAGUUUCAACUGCUCAGGAUGCCAAGGUAUGUGAUUUGAGCUACCAAGCCGCAUUACCUGAAGUUCAUGAGGUUCUGAAGUCUGCAUGUGAGACACAUGGAUUGCCGUUAGCUCAGACAUGGAUUCCAUGCGUUCAACAAGGCAAAGGGGGUUGCCGCCAUUCUGAGGAAAACCUUAUUCAUUGUGUUUCCACAGAGGAUUCUGCUUGCUAUGUAGCUGACCCCCGCAUUCAAGGUUUUCAUGAAGCUUGCUCUGAGCACCAUUUGCUCAAAGGGCAGGGUGUUGUUGGGAGAGCAUUCAUGACUAAUCAACCAUGCUUUUCAGCUGAUCUUACCUCUUACAGCAAGUCGGAGUAUCCACUUUCUCAUUAUGCAAAAAUGUUUGGACUGCAAGCUGCAGUAGCUAUACGUCUGCGUAGUAUCUCAACUGGUUCAUCUGAUUUUGUAUUGGAGUUCUUUCUACCCUCAGACUGCAGAAGUCCUGAAGAACAUAGAAAAAUGCUUACUUCGUUAUCAAUCAUCAUACAAAAUGUUUGCCGGACUUUGAGGGUUGUGACAGACAAAGAGUUGCAGGAAGAAACUGUUUCUAUGGGCGAAGUGGCAAACCACACAGUUGAGCAACAUAAAGAGCACACUGAAACUUCUCAAGAAAGGACAUCGUGGACCUCUUGUGACGAAGAGUUCCAGGAGAGUUCUGUUAUGUCUGCAUUCCAGGAUGAAAAAACAGAUGAAAUGCUGAGGAAAGAUUCGGUGGAGUUUAGGCACCGUAAGAAUUCUGCUUAUGAGGAGAGUGUCUCUCGAAAUCUGGGUAGAACAGGAGACAGGAGACGUGCGAAGGCUGAGAAGACUAUUACCUUGCAAGUUCUUCAGCAGUAUUUUGCUGGUAGCCUAAAAGAUGCUGCAAAGAGCAUUGGUGUUUGUCCUACCACUCUGAAGAGGAUAUGCAGGCAGCAUGGAAUUAAACGCUGGCCUUCUCGAAAGAUCAAGAAGGUUGGUCACUCCUUACAAAAGAUCCAACGUGUUAUUGAUUCCGUUCAGGGUGCCUCUGGCACUUUACAAAUUGAGUCCUUCUAUUCAAACUUCCCAGAGUUGGCAUCUCCAAAUGCAUCAAGAAUGAGCCCUUUUGCAGUCUCAAAGUCGAAUGAACAUCAAACAGCCUUGAACACGCAACAAGAGGGAUGCAUUACGAGCCCCAAUCCUGAUGCAUCUAAGUCGCCCACCUCUUCCUGCAGCCGAAGUUCAAGUUCAAGUCAAUGUUGUUCAUCCGGGACAAAGCCACAAUCUCACCCUUUGAAUAUUGUUGGCGAUGAAGAUGUAAUUGUACAGGAAGAGUCUGUAGGUAAUGCAGUGAAAAGGGUUAAAAGUGAACCAGAGCUUCAUUUAUCAAGUGAAGCACUGAAGACCAUACCAAGAUCUCAAAGCCAUGCCUGUGUCGCUGAGAAUCCUAAAUCAGAAAGCCUUCUAGUGAAUAAGAGUCCAUCGAUAUCUCAAGAAGAAGCUCCACGUGUAAAAGUAACACACGGAGAAGAAAAGAUUAGGUUUCGGAUGCAAAACAGUUGGAGAUACAGUGAUCUUUUGAGAGAAAUUACAAGGCGGUUUGGCAUAGAUGAUCCUAGUGGACUUCAACUCAAGUACUUGGAUGAUGACUCCGAGUGGGUUCUAUUAACAUGCGAUGCAGACUUGGAAGAAUGUAUUGAUGUUUGUAUGUCUUCCCAAAUGAUCAAGCUCAUCUUAGUUCAAGAUUCACAGCAUCAUUUCGGAAGCUCUUUAGGUAGCAGCAGUCCUAUAUUAGUACAGUAGACAACUGGUAUACCCCCUAGUUGCAAGUAGUUGCCAAAAUGAAUAUAGUUUCCUUUUAGGAUUAGAUUUGGUAUGAGACUGGAAGAAAUGUUGGUUGCUUAAUUGUAAAUUCAUUCUGUUUGAGUUUUCAUGUUAGUCAAUCCCUUUGACUGUUAUGAAUUAGUAUUGAGCCGUAAGGCUAUUAUUGUUUUAUCUAGAGUACUUAAAACUCAUUAUAAUUCAAAUAAAUAAUUUGUUAAAAUUUUAGUUA
Solanum dulcamara is the source of this 3243-nucleotide messenger RNA. Its product is annotated as protein NLP4. Bases 162 to 2993 code for a protein of 943 amino acids. Gene Ontology annotation, molecular function: DNA-binding transcription factor activity; protein binding. The transcript is spliced from 5 exons. The record is from RefSeq and is a predicted model, not a curated record. NCBI's taxonomy places the organism in Eukaryota, Viridiplantae, Streptophyta, Magnoliopsida, Solanales, Solanaceae.